Messenger RNA from Onychostoma macrolepis, 2223 nucleotides. RefSeq names its product hydroxysteroid (11-beta) dehydrogenase 1-like a (gene hsd11b1la). Gene Ontology annotation, cellular component: intracellular membrane-bounded organelle. The transcript has 6 exons. Lineage: Eukaryota; Metazoa; Chordata; Actinopteri; Cypriniformes; Cyprinidae. Bases 567 to 1463 code for a protein of 298 amino acids. Gene Ontology annotation, molecular function: oxidoreductase activity. The record is from RefSeq and is a predicted model, not a curated record.
UUGAAAAAUUAAACGAGUUAAAAGCAGACGACUGUAAGUGUUACUUUAAUAGACGUUUGGUGUUAUUUAUUUGAUGAAUGUGCCGCCAUAAUAAAUCACUGAACUUGCUGUCAGCUGCUUUGUUUCAGUAGGCAAAAUAUGAAUUUAAUGUGAUAUUGUGGUUUAAAGUUAACAGUAUAUUUCUAUUAACUUAAACGGCAAAAAAAAGUUACUCGAUAGUUUAGCCAUUACUGAAAAAUUCGGUUUUUAUUUCCUAGCCAGUCAUUUUGUUCUUAAUUUUAAAAACACACAUACAGACAAAGAAAAAGAACAACUGAAUUAAAAACAAACAUUUAAAUAAUAAUAAAAAAUAAUUGUUAAUAUCCCUAUUAUAGAAUAUACAGUGUGCAUUUAUGCUCCCAAGAUUAUUUACACCACAUAAAUCGGAUUGUACUUUGAUAUGGCUCCGCCUUUUGACACACAUAUGAUCCGGUUCUGCUAGUUCUGUGCAUAAUGAACUACUGAUUUUUGACAGUUGAUCGGCUCAACUUCAUAUUUCUGUAAACUGCAUUUUAAACUUUUCUCAAAUGAAUCUUUAUGCUAAGUUGCUGUUGCUGGGCAGCAUAUGCGUUGCUUUCAUUGCGGUUCGAUGGAGUGCUCCGUCAUUUAAUAAGGAGUCCUUGAAAGGUGCCAGGGUGCUGGUGACUGGUGCCAGUACUGGCAUCGGCGAGCAGUUGGCGUACCACUAUGCCCGUUUAGGAGCCCAACUCGUUAUCACGGCGAGGAGAGGAAAUGUCCUGGAACAGGUUGUGAGCAAGUGCUUGGAAAUGGGGGCUCAAAGGGCCUUGUUCAUCCCUGCGGACAUGGCGAGCCCCUCCGAUGCUGAAAGUGUGGUGCAGUACGCCACCGAACAGCUCGGGGGUCUGGAUUACCUGGUUCUGAACCACAUCGGGCCCAGUCCGUACAGAAUGUGGGAUGGAGACGUGGAGCACACACGAUGGCUGCUAGAGGUGAAUUUUCUUAGCUAUGCACAGAUGACUCAGAAAGCUUUGCCAACCCUCGAAAAGAGUAACGGAUCAAUAGUUGUUGUUUCCUCGCUGCUAGGAAAAAUAUGUGGCCCUUUUGCUUUGCCGUAUGCCACGACUAAAUUUGCACUCAACGGUUUCUUUGGAGGCCUUCAGCAUGAGCUAGCUAUGCAAAAAAGCAAUGUGUCCAUAACCAUCUGCACACUCGGCCUGAUCGACACAGAUAGCGCAAUGGAGAAAAUCAAAGGAUACAUCAAUAUGUCCGCCUACCCUGCACAUGAAGCCGCCUGGCACAUUAUUGAAGCUGGAGCAUCUCGACAGUCUGAGGCCUUUUACCCUUGGUACACCUUCUACGCCUGUCUCUUCAGGGAUUGGUUCCCCAACUUGAGGGACCAGGCGAUUCAGAACUCCUACACAUAUAAUCCACAAGUUAAUAAGGAACCAGUUACUGGAAGCUGACAGUUUCAUGGAAAUCUGUGGAGCAGAGCAUUAGCAGUUAACGCAUGUGCUUUGGCACACCAAGCCUUGGUGCUCAUGAGGGUGAUGAGUUCUUCUCCCUGUUGUUGAAGACCAAAAAUAAAGCUUUAUAAUGAAAUAACAUUUAACCUGCUGAGAAAUAUUUUAUGAUUAAGGUGAUUUGUAGUACAUCAUCAAGAACAACCCUGCUGAAAAACAAAACAAAACAAUAGAACCCUGCCCAAAACACAAUAGAAAAUGUAAUGGAUUUAAUGGGAAUUGUAUUGGUUUUAAUGGAAACUAUAAUGGUGUCUACUGGUAUGUGAUGGAUUCUAUUGGUGGGAUGUUAAAUCCUAUUGGAAAAAUGCCCAAAACACACUACAAAAAGGAAUUUUGUAAUGGUUUUACUGGAAAAAGCUAAUGGUUCAUAUAAUGGUAUUUUAAUGGAAACCAUUGGAAUUUCUGUGAUGGUUUCUAUUGGGCUUCUAUUGUUUUGUUUUGUUUUGUAUUUUUUAGCGGGGAUAUUGCUGAUGUAAAGAUUAAAAUGUCUGUUCACAAACUUUAUGCACAUUUUUGGCAGAAGCUGUUUGUAAAGUCUGUUAAAACCAUAUGUUUCAUGUAAUCAGGACGUGAACGGAAGAUCUUUUGUUUGUGUAGACUAAACUAGCCUACUUCUCUUCUGUAACGCACUCUGAACUUACCUCAUAUUUUCUUAUCAGUUACACAAACUAUCAAUGUGUCUGAACAUAGACUCGACAAUAAA